This is a messenger RNA of Pelobates cultripes (western spadefoot toad), 12100 nucleotides long. The record is from the annotation of a GenBank genome assembly. NCBI's taxonomy places the organism in Eukaryota, Metazoa, Chordata, Amphibia, Anura, Pelobatidae.
AUGUAUGAAGCCAACAAAGGCCGUUGUGAGUAAAAAAAAAAUGCUCAUUUAUUUUAAAGUAGGACUGUCACAUGUGAGAUUUUUGCACAGCGUUGGGGCUUUUUUUCAAUAAAAUCCAAACUGCGUGAUUUGAAAUCUGAAUGUCAAGAUUAAGGGUAAAAUAGCUGAUUUGUAAAAUAUUAUUCAACACGGUUAUCAUUGCACUUUGCCUUUUUUAGCCGGCGUUUUGCAUUCUGUUUUCAAUCCACCACAGUUCAGUUUAGUGCACAAACCACCCUGACUAAACUGACUAAAACUAAAAAACUAACAAAAAGCCUGAAAAUGUAACUGUCCGGUCGAGUUUAGGAUUGUUGGGAGGUAACCUACAAUAUAUAGUUAUACACGGUAAUAUUAUUAUCAUUCUGGAACUGUUUAGACUUUUACAAUACAUUUUGUUUCAGUGGAAAUCAUGCUGCCCUGUAUAAUUUUGAACUAAAAAUCCCUUGAUGGUUUGCCAGGAAUAAUUGCUGCUGUAUAGCGAAGUUUCUGACAUCAUAAAUAUUGUGAGGGAUCUAUACCAUAUUCACUAAAAAAACAGGGUAUUGUGGGAGAUAGACAAAGAGAUGAAAAUGUUUUGCCUAAAUGGACAAACGUGAAAUAUGGUCCAAUUCUGAUAAUUUUUUUAGUGGAGUUGUUUUGGUCUAAAAUGUGUAAUUUCCUUGUCAGUUCUCAACAAUUUCUUGUUUAGUGAAUGAAUCCUUUAAUGUUAAAGAGGCACGCUAUGCACCAUAACCACUACAGCUCAGGGUAUUGGUUUUGAUGUAAACGCUAUGAGCGCUGUGCCAGGUCUUUUUGUCAACCUGUUUCUCAAAAAACAGUGCUCACCAGUCCUCGCUCCACUCAGACUGAUAAUCCCCAAUUUACACUUCCACAUUGACAGUUUAAUUCCAUUUUAACUGGAAGGUUAACCUAUGGUUGGUUUUAAAGUGCUGGGGGCACCCUUAGCCUAUCACUGUCAUCCAGGAUGGAUGGAAUAUUGGGAAUGCUGAAGGCAAUCAUGCCCCCCUCUUUCCAGCCAUCAUUAAUGCGCCACUGGCAUGUGUCCACUAUGGCCUUACCCUGUCCCAGCUCUAUUUCCUACCUCCAGAUAUUGAAAGGCUGGACAUACUAAUAUGCGUGGGAUUUCUAAAUAUGUAUAUAGUUAUAUACUAAAGUCAGAAUUGUCGGGAAUUCAAAGAGAGAGUUUCAAAUCUAAAGCCAAAAUAGCUGAAUUAAAAAUAUUGUCAGGGAUGCUUUCAGUUUGGCUAUUUUAGUUUAAAAUAUUACAUUCAAAUUUAAAUAGCUCUGUGUGUCUUUUAAGAGCUGAUGUCCUAUAUCUAAACACCCCUGCUCUAACGGCUGUGUUUAAAAUCAAUUUAACAUUUAAAAAUAUAUAUUGUAAUGAACUGAGUGCACUUGCAAUUCCUGUCUCGGGUGCGGGGGGUAUAAUACUUAGCUAUUGUUUAAAGGGUUACUCGAAGCAUCAUAAUCAGUACAGCCCACAGGUUAUAUUGGUUAUUAUUCUGGCUCCAUUUCCCGGUAGUGGGGCAAACUGUUUUGUAACAGUUUGCCCUUUUACCUAAGUCCCUUCCUAGAAACGACUGUCCUCCUGUGGCAGAGCUGCAGAAACCCAAAGUUGGUUCCAAUGGCUAUUCAUUGGCUAUUUAUCUGGCCCGGAACUCUGGCUAAUGACGGGGCAGGAGGUGGGGUUAAACUGUGUGUAGCAUUUCAAAGCGAAAUGCUACACAUGCAGACUACAAGCUCCAUGACCACUUAAAAUAACUGGAUGCUUAUUGAACCUUUAUUUUAUUUGACUUGUUGGCAAUAUUUUACUUAUUUGACUUGUUGGCAAAAAUACAUAUCAGUAGUGCUAAUAAUUUUCUCUUGAAUAAUUAUUCCCCCAGCCUUCUUAGACCCACGACACAUUAUAACUCACUUGGAUGUUGCUGUUCGACUUGGUCGCACUAAACGUUGUCAGAAUGGUAUUUGCCUGUGGCCUAAAUCUCAGGAUGGCAAUGUUUAUGUUCCUUAUAAAACGUCCAGUUCAUUCCGUAAGUACACAGCAGCUAAUAACCACAUGAUAAUAGAGUCGAUGUAAAAAAGCUGUGACUACAAGAAAACUCCUGUAGAUGGCCAUUAUCUACUGGCAGGAUGAUUGACUAAAGUAUUAAUUGUCAUGAAUUUAAAGUGAAAAUUAGCCAGAUUGAGAACUGUCUGGGAGAAUUUUACCAAUCAUGGUCUGAAAUUUUAGCCUGUAAAACUAGGGACGUUAGACCUGCCAUAUUUUUUCUGUACACAACUAGCUUCUGUAAACCGAUGGAUAGCAUGACGAACGAGCGUCUCUGUUUGUAGUAUUCACAUGGUGCUGGAGUCCUUCUUGAUUGGUUCCUUACUUGCAGCAUUUUAACUCUUCAUACAUUCUGCAUAUACUGGCAGUCUAUAUGUAUAUGUGAUGUAUGUCUAUGAAAACAUGGUGGGUCUGAUAUCCCUAAGACCAUAUGAAACUUAUGUUACUAAAUAUUAUAGCACCGCUAUCACCACUUACCUUGAGGUUUUUUUUUUCAUGGUGAAACUUUUUUUUGCAUAUCUGCAGGGUACUAUGGCUGCAGGCUAGAGUUAUAAAUGUAAAAUGUGUAAGGUGUUUAUCUGUACCCUAUUUGUGUUCUUCCAGAAUUUAUGGACCUGGCGUAUUUAGGGGCGUCAUUCAGUGAACUGGAAGGAUCCACCUGUGUACGAUUCAUACCUCAAACAACAGAGACGGACUAUAUAAGCUUUGAAAAUUUACAGGGGUAUGUACAGAUAAGGCAGCCAUUUACCCAGCAAAACACUCACUCACACAAAUAGACACACAAUCACAUGCAUGCAUAGACACACACAUUCACACAUAUAUAGACAUGCACUCAGGGCCAGAUUAAGAGCCCAGUGGGCCUGGUGCUGACAAUUAUGAUGGGCCAAAUUACAGAAUCUUAUUGACCAAACACACUAAAACAGUCCUACCUCCCAAGCGUCAUGUAUCUGAUGGAGAUGGUGCUGUAGGGAAACUCACAGGAUGCAGCUAUGAGAAAACACAUACCCUAUGUUUAUCUCACGCUUUCACCUUUCAAGUAAAUCCAUAUCUCUAACAGCAGUGUCCAGUAAAGCAGAAAGUCUAUGGAUGGGGUAAAAGGGUGGGCCACUGACACAAAUCACAUUACCAGAACUGCCGAAAGGGACGAACAUACACAAAAAGGGGGCAUUUCUGUGUCCCCAUGUCUCCCAGUCCCUGAGUGUCUGUGUCCCCAUGUGUCCCAAUCCCUUAGUGUCUGUGUCCCCAUGUAUCCCAGUGUCCCCAUGUCACUGGGACACUGGGGGACAUUGAGGGACAUUGGGACACCGAGAGAGCUGGGGAAACUGAGAAACUAGGGAGACCUGUGGACAGUGGGUGACUUUGAGACACGAGAGGACACUGGGAGACAUAGGGCACUGAGACAAUGUGAUACAUAGGACACACUGUGAUAUAUAGGGGACACUCGAGACUUGAUAAAGACCUGGGUACAGGUGUACAAUUAACCUGCUUAAAUCUAUCACAGUGCGUGCCUGAGAUUUUUUUCUUUUAUACUAGGGGACACUGAGAUACUUGGGGGCACUGUGAGACAAGGGGACACUGGGAGACUAGGAAUUCUGAGAGACUAGGGACACUGAGAGACACCAGGGGCACUGGGAGAGAUGGGGUACUGAGACAUCCUGAUACAUAGGGGACACUGUGAUACAUAGGGGACACUGGAGACUUGGGUACAGAUAAAGAUAAAGACCUGGGUACAGGUCAUAACGUUGCGUUGUGCAAUAAACCUGCCUAAAUCUAUCACAGUGAGUGCCUGAGAUGUUUUUCUUUUAUACUAGGGGACAUUGAGACACUAGGAGACUAGGGGACUUUGGGAGACUAGGAAACACUGAGACACUAGGGACACUGGCACACUACGGACACUGAGACACCAGGGACACUAGGAGACAUGGGGAUACUGAGAUAUUAGGGACACUGGCUGGGAGACAUGGGGAUACUGGGAGUGCGCCAUGUUUCCCAGGUCUCAAAGUCUCCCAGUGUCUCCAUGUCUCCCUGAGUCCCCAUGUCUCUCAGUGUCCCCUAGUGUCUCAGUGUCCCCAUGUCGCCCAGUGUCCCCUGGUGUUUGUUUCCCCAUGUCUCCCAGUAUCCCUUAGAGUCUGUGUCCCCAUGUCUCCCAGUGUCCCGAUGUCACUAGGACACUAGGGUACACUUAGAGACAUUGGGACACUGUGAGACAUGGGGACACAGACACUGGGAGAGACAUGGGGACACUGAGAGACUAGGGGACUCUGGGAGACUAGGAACACAGACACUAGGGACACAGAGACACCAGGGACACUGGGAGACAUGGGGACACUGAGACACUAGGGAUGCUGGCUGGGAGACAUGGGGACUGGGAGACUAGGGGCCACUGGGAGACAUGGGGCCACUGUGUCCCUAGUGUCUCAGGGUGUCCAUGUUCCACAGUGUCCCUAUGUCUCCCAGUGUCCCAAUGUCUCAGUGUCCCCAAGUUUCUCACCGUCCCCAUGUCUCCCAGGCUCGGAGUUGCUGUCUGACCUCUCUGUGCAGAGCUGCUCCCCCACAGAUCAGUGUGUAGAGAGAGGCAGAUGCUGUAACUUCUUAUUCCUGCCUCUCUCCACACAAGCAGCGACCCCUACUGGCUGGUAUUGCAGAAUAAUCUCUGUUUAUACUCUGUUUACUACUGCAAUACCAGCACCAGCUAGGCAGCCUCAAAUACCUGAGAAAUACUUCUGAGAAAUACCUGGCAACCAUAAGAAAUACAUGAGACAUACCUGGCAAUCCUAAGCCCCUAUGUUAAUCUGGCCAUGCAUGCACUUACACAGUCACAUACAUACAUACAUACAUACAUAGACAACCAGUCACAUAUACAGUUUCAUACAUACAUACAUAGACUCACAUACACAGACACAGGGUUUGGAUCAAUAACCCUCCCUCCUAGCCUCUUACCUCUGUUGAUACCUGGGUAAGAAUAGGAGGCUAGAGGCUGCAGACCAUGGUCUCUCGUGGUGGAAAAGCAGGAAAGCUGUGCCCAGUAAGCAGGGCUAUACAAGCGAACAUGCAUUUUGCAACACCCCCCACCCAAAAAAAUCUUCACCUGUGCGUCUAUUAAUCCCCGUUAACCCCUUUAGUGUUUGUUAUCCUCCAUUUUCCCAUUUGUGUGUCUCUUAUUAGCUCCUUGAGUGUCCCUCACUUCCUCCCACUUUGCUUGUAUCUUACUCCUCCCAGCUCCUUUGUGUGUGUGUGUGUGUGUCUUUCUCCACCUAGCACCUCUGUGUGCCUCUGUCCCAGCACCUUUUCUGUUUCACCCCCAGUCCCUCUGUGUGUCUCUUCUUCUCCCCCAGCCCAUUUGUGUGUCUAUUUCUUUGCUUCCCUAGUCCCUCUGAAUAUCUACUUUCCUAUUCCCUACUUCCUCAGAGUGUACCUCCCCCCCAGCCCUUCUGUGUGUCUUGUCGCCCCUCGUCCCUCUGUAUGUCUCUUUUUUCCUUCCCCAGGCCCACUGUGUCUCUUUCUCCCCCUUUUCUCCAUCUCUUUCCCCCAGCCAUUUUGUGUGUCCCUUGUUUUCCUUCCGCAGCCCCUCUCUUUGUCCCUUUAUAUCUUCAACCACCCCCCCCCCUCCCUCCAGUAGCUGUAGUUGUCAAGUGUGAUAAAUUAUAAUAAAAACCCAUUACACAAUUACAUGGUCACAUUAGCCAUUUUCCCAUGGCCACAAAUCUGGAAGGUUGCCGUGAUCUGAUUUGUUCUAGAAGGUAUUACCACUUAGCCCGAACGGAAUCAGAUCAUGCAUCGGGAUUAGGCGUUAAUGCAUGAUCUGAUUGGUCUGUGAGGUCACCCAAACAGACCAUGCAUCAGGGUGAGUGCUAAUGCCUUGUGUCUGCUCAGCCACAAUACACAAACUGACUGGCAGGAGAGAGUGCUGUGCUGUGCCUUCCCUCCAGCCAGUCACCCAGCCAUUGCGUCCCUUGGGCCGGUGCACUCUAACGGUGCUGUAUGUGCUGCCUUAUGGUUGUGCCGGCCCUUCCAGCACACACACUCAUUCUCUGGAAUGUUGCCAUGGCAAUCAUAGCAGCAGAUAUGCAACAUCAGGUUUAUGAUUUUAUGAUGAGCACGCUCGAUGGGUUACUUGUUGGCAUGUAUCUGUGAUCUGGACUGCCAUCUUGAAAUUGUUUUAAUGGAUGGAUAUUUACUCUUUAAGUUAAAUAUCAAUUGUCUUUCAGGUGUUGGUCUUCGAUAGGCUGUGUUGGUGGUGCACAGACAGUGUCCCUGGGGAAGCCUGGGUGUAUGUGGACAGGUAUUAUGACCCAUGAAAUCAUGCAUGCUCUAGGUCUUCACCAUGAACAUGUGAGGAUGGACAGAAGUCAAUAUAUCAACGUUCUUUGGCAAAACAUCUUGUCGGGUAAGUUCUUCACACCUGUAGCAAUGAAUGCUCAAUAUCUUUAGAUCUUUAUGAUGAUCGAGACAGUUUGCUUAAAAUGUACAUAGGUGAUCACCAGUUUAAAUGUAGGUUUAUUUGUUGAUGUGACUUUGAUAUACCAUAUCAUGUUCCAUGCCAUUAACACAGUGUAGGCUCAUUGUGGCACUCCAGAUGUUCUUGAAUUCCUUGCUCCUUGAUACUCAUACAGUAUCUAGGCUGGCUAAGUAACAUGCGAAAUUUAGUAAACACACAUCUAGGAUGGUGAGAUAUCUCUGAUUUGUGUGCAACAGUCUCUUUAAUCAUACCUCUCUUUGUUACAUUCUCUGUAGAUUACAAAUCUAAUUUUGAAGAGAGUUUCACCCUCAACCUUAACUUGAGCAGCUAUGACUAUGGAUCUCUCAUGCAUUACGAAGGGUAACAGUAUGACACAUCUCUAAUAAUGUUCCCAAAUAGUUCACCACAGACCAGAGGAAAAUAUUCAACUUGCCCAGGGAACUACUACCAUCAGUUUGCCCGUUGUCUUCAGGUCAUGGGGAAAUGAGCAAUAAAAAAAAGGUGGAGAUGGGAUUAUUCCAGCAAGUUAAAGUGUAAGCUCUUUAGGUGAUCUACAAUGAACAAGUCAAAGCUUUGCCAGAUUAGUAGGUUAUUUUAAAUGUGCUCCAAGGGUUGGUGGGGAGCAGAUCUACAUUGGCCAUAUUUUAAUUCCAUUAUCAAUCAGUCAGCCAAAUAUAGUGUACCAAAAUCAUAAUUUAUUUACCACAAUAAUGAAUUCCAUAUUUAUUUGUUUGAAUCUCUGUUCUAAUUAUACUUAAUUUUCCUCUAACAGAACUGCUUUCUCUAUCGAUGGUAUUUCGCCGACUAUAGUUGCUAUCCCAUACAACAAUGUCUCAUUUGGACAACGAUCAGAAAUGAGCCAACUAGACAUCGUGAAAAUUAAUACUCUAUAUAACUGCAGUAAGUACAGUGCAACACUAUCACCGAGUCAUAUGUUGUAGACGAGGAAUACAGUUAAAUGGGCAUAAAAACCCGAUAGCUUUGGGUGCACUGUGGCGCCACUCAUGAGAUUAUAGGAUGAUAUUUAACCAUUAAGAAUACAUGGUAUAAAUGUAUUAGAUGUAUUACCCAACUCAAUGGCACUAAUUUUAUCGACCUCGGACUGAUCAAAGGCUUAGCUUACCUAGUCUUAAAUCGAAGUACAAUGCCAAAUUUCUGCUGUUGGAGCAUUGAUUUUGUGAUGAACUCUGCCCAGUCCGCUUCCUAAGUCGCCAAAGGUGGACUGGGGUCUCUCCGGAGUUGUUUCACCUGACCAGGCUGGAGCUCUCUCUUUCCAGGCAGGUAUCGUCCCCUGUGCCUCUUCCACUGCAGCUUUCACCUAUGUCAACUUUUACUUGUUAUGUGAUUAGUUCCUGUCUUUAUAAAGACACUUGUGGCUCAAAGACCUAGCUCUUUUGACUCUGUCCCAUGCUACAAGGACCAUGCAGCCAGUCAACAAGUCCAAAGACCGUUACUGGUAUUCCUGAAUAAAUUAGACACGAGACACACAGUUCCAAAAGGAACUAGCAUUCUCAGUUUCAUUUUAACUAAGGACUAGCCUAUAGGCAAGUUACAUUAAACUUACGGUGACAACUCAAUAACCUACAAAUAAUCAAAUAAUUUGGGGAAACACACAGGAACUCACAAUAAUACUAUAGCAUAUUAACUAAAGGGGUGGAGAAAACAAUAAUUAACACAAAUUGUCUCUCCUGCCUGCAGAAAGCAUAAUAUGCAAAUCUACCUGAAUAUGCAAAUUACAGUCUUGCUAUUUAGGGAGUGCAUAUACAAGUGCAACCAACAGGGGCCACUGUAUAUAACUGUUGUAACCAGCAGGUGGAACUGCACAUAUUUUGGAAUGGGACAAGGUUCAAGGUUCAGAAACCCCCUACCAAGUUACAUUUCACUGGAGAAACUUCCAACCAUACCUUGCCAUAAGACUGCACUAGAGCGUAAAAAAAAAGGUUAAUGGAAGUAGCUUUAAGUUGGCCCCACCUCUCUUUAAAUCCAAAUGUUUGCUGACCCACAACAAAUGCACUGAUCUCUGAGUAGCUUAGCUUCUUCUUUAGUUCUCCUUGUUUGAAGAGCUGUAGGAAAUUUUCUCAGAUUUUUUAGCAACUCAAACCUUUGAUCCAAAAAUGUAUCCAGAGUCCAAUGAUAAUAAUAUAAUAAAAUGAGAAUGACUAUAUGCUUUUGUGUUACGCACCGUAAUCUAAAAUUAAUAUCCUUCUCUUCAACAGAUAAACAGACGGAUGACAUAAGAGUUCCUGCAGUCAACAUAAAUAACCCCAUUGUAGCUGCCAUAAUCACUUCUCCUACUACCACUCGUACCACCACCACUGCCACUUCUCCCACUACCACUCGUACUACUACAACUUCUCCCACUACCACUCGUGCCACCACCACUCGUACUACUACCACUUCUCCCACUACCACUCGUACCACCACCACUGCCACUUCUCCCACUACCACUCGUACUACUACCACUUCUCCCACUACCACUCGUACCACUCACACUUUUACCACUUCUCCCACUACACUCGUACUACUACCACUGCUACUUCUUCUUCCCUCUACUACCACUCGUAUUUCACUACUACUUCUCUACUACUACUGUAUCUACUCACUACUGUAUUUCACGCCUACUUCUCCUACUACUACUGUCUCACUACCACUCGUACCACCACCACUGCCACUUCUCCCACUACCACUCGUACUACUACCACUCGUACCACUCGUACUACUCCCACUACCACUCGUACCACUGCCACUACCACUCGUACCACCACCUUACCUACCACUACUCGCACCACCACCACUGCUACCACCACUACAACCACAAAAGCCACCACCACCCAGACUACCACCACACCUCCUUUGGUGGUCAGUAAUGGUAAGAAAAUAUUCUUUUAAAGCUGCAACAUAAAAAAAGGCAGUUUCAUGUGAAAUGUAGUGGUGUGUUACAGAUAAAUGUAAAGGACAUGGAGAUGGAUAUAAUAAAAAAAAACUGCAUAUAACAAUAAGGUAACCAGCAACCAGAAGGCCAGAUAAUGUUCUGGUGCAUGGAGUAAUGGACCAGUUUGCGUCUUCUAGUAGUGAAAGACGUGCCUUUGCUGACCAAAUGUCUCCCUUAAAGGAACACUAUAGUCACCUAAAUUACUUUAGCUAAAUAAAGCAGUUUUAGUGUAUAGAUCAUUCCCCUGCAAUUUCACUGCUCAAUUCACUGUCAUUUAGGAGUUAAAUCACUUUGUUUCUGUUUAUGCAGCCCUAGCCACACCUCCCCUGGCUAUGAUUGACAGAGCCUGCAUGAAAAAAAACUGGUUUCACUUUCAAACAGAUGUAAUUUACCUUAAAUAAUUGUAUCUCAAUCUCUAAAUUGAACAUUAAUCACAUACAGGAGGCUCUUGCAGGGUCUAGCAAGCUAUUAACAUAGCAGGGGAUAAGAAAAUCUUAAUUAAACAGAACUUGCAAUAAAGAAAGCCUAAAUAGGGAUCUCUUUACAGGAAGUGUUUAUGGAAGGCUGUGCAAGUCACAUGCAGGGAGGUGUGACUAGGGUUCAUAAACAAAGGGAUUUAACUCCUAAAUGGCAGAGCAGUGAGGCUGCAGGGGCAUGUUCUAUACACCAAAACUGCUUCAUUAAAUUAAAGUUGUUCAGGUGACUAUAGUGUCCCUUUAACUUUAUUUAUGUUGUAUUUUUGAAAACUUGAUGUUCUUUUUAAAGUACCAGCUCUCAUGGCCACUACCUGGUUAAUCUCAUGGGCAUAUCUGAUCUACCUGGUUAAUCUCAUGGGCAUAUCUGAUCGCUUUCCAAGAUGUUUCUUACUUGGGAUAGGUACUUGGGUAUAUGGAAAGCAGAAUUACUAUUAUCAUAUGAGAUGUUUCGCUGUCUUCACAGGUUGUGGUGGAAACUUCACAGCUGCAUCGGCGAUCAUCACGUCUCCUAACUACCCCAAAAAUUAUCCCAGCAGUGCAUACUGCGUAUGGAACAUCACUACCACCGCUCCGGUAAGGUCUGACCUGUGUUUUGUAAAACAUGAGGAACCCUUUUGAUGUUUAGACUGUCAUUAAUGUUUACCUGAGUAAACAUAAUACAGCUUUUCCAUUAAGUUCCAUGUUUAUAUAUAUAUAUAUAUACACUCCAUAAUGAAGGUCUCUGCAUAAAUCAUCUACACUUGUGAAGGUAUUGUUUUUAUUCCCCCUUUUGUUCUCAGCCCUUUAACAUGACAACCCCCCACACCCGCCCCAGUCAUUCACAUCUCCUUAUCAACAAGGCCACCUGAAGCCUUUCAUUCCAUUAAUGAGUCAUGCCAUAGUAGCCAAGUUUAUUUUUUUUAACAAAUGCAUUUUUAAAGAGAGAGCUGUAAUAACUGAUUUAGAAGUUUCACCUGCAAUAUGUCAUUUCCUUACAGUUCUCAGUGACUUUCACGUAUUUUGACAUUGAAAAUGCAAUAAAUUGUGAGUUUGACUCCGUGAAGAUAUACAGAGGACCAAGCCCAAGUAAAAUGUACCUGAUGGAUAGCCAUUGUGGACAAACGUUACCCCGCCAACUUCUUUUCUAUACUAAUUCAGUUCAAAUUGUUCUCACCACCGAUGACAGUGUCCAAAACCGGGGAUUCCGACUUGUUUACCAAAAAGGUAAGGACAAAAAGGAUGCCAUUGACAACUGACUUUUUCUUGAAUUGGGUAGCAAGUCAGCUUCCCAAUAAUGGUAAAUUCUAUGCAGGAUUACUUAUAAGUUAUACAAUAGCCUAUUAUUGCUGUGUCUGUCAUGGAUUUAGAUAAAAGAACCAUCAUGACCAGGGAUGGUAGGUGUUUUUGCAUUAAUAUGUGUUUAUCAGCAGCAGGACUUCAGCAUGUAAGCCUAAAAAAAUAAUAAACUUUAGUGCCUACAUUAUGGUAAAUUGUGUAAAAAUGGGAAUAUCGUAUAGCUCUUAUAAACACACCUAUACAAUUCAUGGAAACUAAAACCAAUAAAAUAUAUGCAUUAAAAAAAUCCAUGAAUACUGAAGGUGUACUAAAAUUCUUACUCGAUUCAGCUGCACGUCCUAUAUCCUUUUAGACGUAAUUGUUGCCAUUGUUUUUAUAUGAGAAAGAUUAAGAUCCUCGCAUCCUAGAAGGUUGACAGUUUGGGUAAUCUACCUGAAGCCUUUGGCUGAGACAAAGACCAAGCCACAACUCCCAUAUUUAAUCCCCCUUCUGUUAUUCUUCUCCCAUUGAAGUUGGAAAUUUAAUAUGUUAAAGAAAGAUAAACAAACUAAAUUUUUAUAUAGUUGCGAUUUUUGUAGAAUAUGUGGUGCAUUCCGCCUUGAGUCAUUUUUCAAGUAUUUUAGUCUUUAUUAGGAAUAAGAUCCAUACAAUAAGAUCGUUAGUUGACACAUUGGCAGGUAUUUUUAGUCUAAUGAAAAUAUUAAAAAAUAUCCAAACGUUUAUUUUUCUUUAGUUGAUCGUAGGCAUGGCUAAUCUUAAGAGAUGUUUCCUGUAGUCAAUCAUUAGAGAGUCCCUUUAAAAUUGACCAAUGAUCAUAGCUUUUAGAAUUUUAAAUUAUGUUAUUUCUAUUCCAUUCUUAUUUUGCAGUUUGA